AUGAACGCCACAUGGUUCAACGAUGGCCCAAUCCGAUACAAUCCAGAAAUUGGCCUCCCGGAAUACCAUAUCAUGUCACUGGAGCAUGAUUACUGUAAUGGCGUGUUUCAUUACACGAUUACGGCAAAUUCCUCUAGAGUUGGUGACUUUAGUUGCUUACUAGGAAUGGUAAAUCUGAAACGAGCUAUCGGUUACCAUCUUGUGCAGAGCUAUAUCCCAACAGGGUUAAUCGUCGCAAUCUCAUGGGUUUCAUUCUGGAUCGACCGAAGAGCCGUCCCGGCACGGGUAUCGCUAUCUUUUACGACGUUGUUAACAUUAAGCACACAGGGUAAUGGCAUAAGAUAUGCUCUACCAGCAGUCUCUUAUGCCAAGGCUAUAGAUUACUUUUAUGGAGUAUGUAUGCUGUUCAUCUUUGGUGUACUAUUGGAAUUUGCAAUGGUUAACAGCUACAUGCGUAAGGCUAACAAGUACAAUCAUAUGGCUGAGAAGCUGCAGAGCGGCUACAACAAUGGUAGCAAGCACAUUAUCAUUCCAACCGAUUAUGAUUCUGAGUAUGAAGAGGGCCCAGCAAAAUACUAUCCACACAUGAACAAAAAUUGCGCACACCUUAUGUACAAAGCUUUGCGUUACUCUCGAAGAGCAUUAGCAAUAGAUAAGGCAGCAAGAUUUGCUUUUCCAUGUGAGUUUAACUCUUUCUAA
Molecule: messenger RNA, 699 nt
Organism: Strongylus vulgaris
Lineage: Eukaryota; Metazoa; Nematoda; Chromadorea; Rhabditida; Strongylidae
Source: the annotation of a GenBank genome assembly